AGCUAUAAUAAAGUUAUGUUGAUAACAAAAAGACUCGACGUGCUUACAAGAGCAAGAGCAUGUCAUGUUAUAAGCUUCUUUCCUUGUAAAAGCCUCUAAAGAAGCUUUCAACCGUUUCCUUGACUGCGUAUCCUAGCUCAUAAAUAACUUUGUCGAAUUUCUGCCCCUAGAAAGGGCAACUAUUAUGUAUUGCUGUGGCCGGAGCACUGAUGGUCAGCUUGGUUUAGGAGGCAUCGAGGAGAACACUAUAUCCCUGCCGAGGUGGAACAAGUUUCUUCAUGAUGAGAGUAUAAUGAGAGUGGGGUGUGGUCUCAAGCAUACUGUAAUCCUAUUGGACGAUGGCACCAUGUACUCGUGUGGGAGCAACGAGAAAGGUCAACUAGGACAAGACCAUUCCUCAACAAGGCCUGGUCUCAUUAGUGCGUUGGAUACGUACAGUAUCACUGCCGUAGCUUGUGGGAACGUUCACUCGGUUGCCAUUGACGACGACGGCACACUGUUCACCUGGGGGGACAACAGUUACGGUCAGCUGGGAUCAGACACUCAGACUGACAACAAGUUCUUCCCUAUGCGAGUGCGUAGUCUCAGAGGUGUACCAGUGGUGCAGGUCUCGUGUGGGUCCAACCACACACUAGCACUCAGUCAAGACGGCACUGUGUACUCGUGGGGGGAGAACACUCACUUCCAGUUAGGCCACUCUCUGGAUAAGUCAGUCAUCUCCAAGCCCACCCCCAUCUCACAGCUGGCCGGCCUACCCGUACUCCAGCUAGCGGCCGGAGGAGCUCACAACUUUGUCCUCACUCGAAGCCUCUACGUGUUUGGAUGGGGCAGGAACAACUUCAAGCAGCUGGGUCUGGGACACAACAUAGGUGUGGGGCAGCCUACUGAGGCUCUGAGUCUGAGCUCUGAGAGUGUCCGGUUCAUCUCGUGUGGAGAGAGUCACUCUGCAGCUCUCAUACAGAAAGGUGAAGUGCUGACAUUUGGUGCUGCCAGCUCUGGUCAGUUGGGUCACGGUACACUGCUCUCACCUGACACCCCCACCAAAGUUAAAGCUCUCCAUGGGAAACAGAUCUGUCAGGUGGCCUGUGGAAGGAUGCAUACACUUGCAGUGGACAGCACAGGCCUUGUCUACAGUUUUGGCCAGGGGUCAGGGGGUCAACUGGGGAUUCCUGCUAGAACCAACGUCAGCACCCCUUCGCAGAUAGACCACGAUUUCAGCGUUCUGCCCCCCAGAUCAGUGGGUAGCGGUUUAACAAAGAGAAUAUUGUCACCGAAAGAGGUUCCACUGUGUGGUACAUCAGUGGACCCUCCCACAGAUGAACCCAUGGAGCUGGAGGAAGAGCUGACCUACUCUGCCCAGUCUUCGGUUGAGAGUGUGUGUCGAACUGCCUCCAUGGAUAGUUGCUCAGAUAACGAACAAGAAUCGAGGCAUUCUGAUUGGACGAAUACUGCUUGUCUGCGGCGGGUGUUUGCCGGGGGUGACCAAACCUUUACUACCAUAUUCAGAGUAACCCAUAUACAGGGCACUAGGGAGUGUCUCUCCAGCUACACAGUGGAUCUCAGACAGUCAACACAUGUACUACACCAGCCACCACAAUUUGAAGAAACUGAUUCGCCACUCUCUGGAGAUGAUUAUUCUCUUGUUCUUUCUCACCUCUCUUCUGCGGCUGCCUUUAACUCAUUAUUUCUCAACAGUGGUUGUAGAGUGAGGGAGGAUGAUUGUUGUGUGGAGCUGGCUCCAUUCAAAUCUCUCUUCUCACAGCCAGCGUUCAGACUAGAGGCAACAAAGGUACUAGUGAAGGAGCAGCUCCUACCUAGCAUACCACUGCAGCCUCUGGGGGUGGAAUGUCUAAGAGUACUGUAUGUGCUCCCAGUGUACCUGCACAGCUGUGUGUCCUCCCCCUCCCACGCACACUACAUGAGGAUCUUCAAGACUGUGACCACCUCUCCCAGGAUGAAGGCUUGUCUAGGAAAGUGGUUCUUUAAUGCGGCUUCUCGUGAUCACCUUCAAGCUACUGUUAAAAUGGCUAGCUCUCUACUCAACUCUAAACUGACAGAAAUCGGCUCAAGACAAGGAAAGAAGAUGAUUGCUUUCAUCCGAAUACCACCGAGUGACAGCAGCCUGAUUCUAACACUACUGGACUUCCUACAAAUAUUUCAUGAGUGGAACGUCACGUUCGCCCACCCACUCAAACACACUGUGUUCCAGGAAAAUAUCAUAUUUGAACUCAUUGACCUCAUUGUGGACUUCUUUGCAUGGAUUGAAAAUAAGACUGAUGAUGGACAGGCUCCUGCUGUCAUAUUCUGCAAGUAUCCGUUUGUACUCGAUGCCAGAGCCAAAGAGAGACUCAUGAUGAUAGAGUCAAAACUGCAAAUGAAUAUUGCCGUGGCGCAGGCCCAGUCGUCCAACUACCACAGCCUCCUCUUAUCCCAGAUCAUCAAUGAUCCCUCCCCCACUGCCUAUCGACUCAGUGUGAACAGGAGCAAUCUGAUACAAGACACUAUGACACAGUUGGUCACCACUGAUGAGCUAGUCAACUUCAAGAAACCACUGCAUAUCUCGUUUAUUGGAGAGGAAGGGGAAGAUGCUGGUGGUGUGCAGAAGGAGUUCUUCACUCUUGUGCUGCAGAAGAUACUCAGUCCUGACUUUGGAAUGUUUUUGGAGGACGAUGAGAGCCACAGCAUCUGGUUCAGGGAUUAUAGUGGUUUAUUUGAGAUUGAUUUGGACCACUUUGUGCUGAUUGGUAUCCUGUGUGGACUGGCUAUCUACAACUCUGUCAUUGUUGACAUACCAUUCCCAAUGGCACUCUACAAGAAACUGUUAGGAUGGAGCCCAGAUCUGAGUGACCUGGUGGAGACCUUUCCCUCGGUGGGUCACGGUCUAGAGGAGCUGCUUAAAUACGAUGGAGACGAUUUCACCUCGACCUUUGACCUAAACUUUACAAUAACUCGGUCAGUGUUUGGAGAGUUGCUCACAAUCAAUCUGGUUAAAGACGGAGCCAACAAGCUGGUUACCAUGGAGACCAGGGACGAGUACUGUGCCGCCUUUGUAGACUACACUUUCAACGCAUCAGUUAAAGCUCAGUUUGAUGCUUUUAAAGAGGGCUUCAUGAAAGUCUGUGAUGGGAAAGUGCUCAGGAUGAUGCACCCGGAUGACCUCAAGACGUUGGUGGUCGGUCAACACGUUGUCAACUGGUCAGAGCUGGAGACUCACAUGAGCUAUACGAACGGCUACUCUUCUAACCACCCUAGCAUCACACUAUUCUGGGAGGUCUUCAACGAAUUUCCCAAUGAUCUUAAGAAAAAGUUUCUUUUUUUCUACACUGGAAGCCAUCGUGUACCCGUAGCAGGAGUCAAAAGCAUGAACAUGAUCAUCCAGAGAAUGGACGGUGGUCGUGGCUGUGACAAGCUCCCUGUGGCUCACACAUGCUUCAACGUUCUCGAUCUGCCUCCCUACGAUCGUAAGCUCAUAAUGAAACAGAAACUGCUUCAAGCUAUUAACUUUACUAGUGGGUUUGGACUCAUAUGAACUCGUUGUGUUGUCUGUAUAGCUUAUAAUAAUCUCUUUUUGUGUUGUUGUGUUUUUAUUUGAGUUGUGUGACCAAACAACCAUACUAUUUUUAUCCAACAAUUAAUUAUUUAUCCA
Halichondria panicea is the source of this 3646-nucleotide messenger RNA. RefSeq names its product probable E3 ubiquitin-protein ligase HERC4. The record is from RefSeq and is a predicted model, not a curated record. The coding region runs from base 185 to 3529 and encodes 1114 amino acids. Gene Ontology annotation, molecular function: ubiquitin protein ligase activity. Lineage: Eukaryota; Metazoa; Porifera; Demospongiae; Suberitida; Halichondriidae. The transcript is spliced from 30 exons.